Drosophila erecta is the source of this 1516-nucleotide messenger RNA. It is a transcript of the gene Prosbeta5R2, whose product is annotated as proteasome subunit beta type-5. Gene Ontology annotation, cellular component: proteasome core complex. NCBI's taxonomy places the organism in Eukaryota, Metazoa, Arthropoda, Insecta, Diptera, Drosophilidae. The record is from RefSeq and is a predicted model, not a curated record. The transcript has a single exon. Gene Ontology annotation, molecular function: threonine-type endopeptidase activity. The coding region runs from base 116 to 961 and encodes 281 amino acids.
AGUCAGAAAUGAACAAAUUCAACAUAUUACUGUUUAUACUUAACGUGCAGCCACCGCACUUAAACUUGAAAUAUAACCAUUUCUGCAAACGCUUUUUUCUGUGGCUAUUUUCACUAUGGCCUUGGAAAGAAUUUGUGGGAUGGAUAAGGUGCCAUAUAUGAGAAGCUUUGGAUCCCGCACCUCAAAGCAAACAAUUGAAGAAAUCAGACUCGCAUCGAGUAACAUGGAUAAUCCCCUCGCCAUAAUGGCUCCGCCAUUUGAAAAUCCUCGCGAACGUGUGAAUAAACUGAGUGCCCUAGGUGAAGUGCAAAUGGAUUGGGACCACGGAACCACAACGGUGGGUUUUGUUUACCAAGGUGGCAUAAUCCUGUGUGUGGAUUCCAGAGCCACGUCGGGAAAAUUCAUCGGAUCCCAGAACGUGCAGAAAGUGGUGCAGGUGAACAAGUACAUGCUGGGUACCAUGGCUGGUGGUGCAGCGGAUUGCACCUACUGGGAUCGAGCUCUGACCAGGGAGUGCCGACUGCACGAGCUCCGCUUUAAGGAGCGACUACCAGUCCGAUCUGCUGCCAGAUUCAUCUGCAACGUGGCUGCGGAGUACAAGGGAAUGGGUCUCUGCAUGGGAAUGAUGUUGGCUGGUUGGUCGCCCGAGGGAUUCAGUUUGGUGUACGUGGACUCCGACGGCCUGCGGCUCCAUGGAAAAGUUUUCGCCGUGGGCAGUGGAUCCCACAAUGCCCUGGGAAUUUUGGACACUGACUACCGCUUGGAUCUCAGUGACGAUGAGGCCUACGAUCUGGCUUUCCGUGCAGUGUAUCAUGCCACCAUGAGGGAUAUCUUUUCCGGGGGUUUGGUGAGACUGUAUCACAUGGAUCAAGACAACUGGAGAAAUGUGGCCAAUAAAGACUGCCAUGAACUGCAUGAAAAGUACUCAACUGGACAAGCUCUUGAUGAUAGCAAGCUUUAAGUAAUGCGCAUCAUUACUUUAUAAAAGGGUGACUGAAACCACGUUUUGAACAAACACUUUUGCAAUUCACCAAAUUAAGACCAUAAAAUAAAUGUUGCUGACUUAUUUAUUUUCUAAUUUGCCUACACUUUUUUAAUUAGUGCGCCUUCUGUUUACGCAAAUUUUUACUCAAUUUUAGCGCGCUUGAAGAAUUUCAACCCUUACGACCAUUGAAAUUGCUAGUCGCUAAUCAUUUUGCGCUAAAUUAAGUGACCUAAUGGAAUGCUCCGAUUUUGUUCCACCUUUUUAUUUCUGAUAUGCGAGGUUGGGUCCUGCCCCCAAAAAGAACAUAAAAUAAGUAAAUUGCCUGCUUUCUGGACAUUGGCACAACAAUUAAGUUGGCGUUUAAGGCGAAUAAAGGACAGGAGCAGACACCAAAAAGAGUUAACAAAAGUCCCUGAAUAAAUCAAUGGCAACAGCAUUAUUUGGGCAUAGAAGGCGUGGAGUGAAAAAGGUUCAAAUACUUAAAUUUUUCCCGCUUCAUGCUUCUCGACCCGGCCAACAGCAGCAAUAAUA